AUUUUCCCUGUUGUCAAAAGAGGCAGCAUCUUGUCAUCGAUAUCCAUCACCUUCAACCCAGUAUCUGCUGUCUUGUCACUGCGAAGUCCUUUGGCCGCCGCUGUAUCUGACGGCGUGCUGACGCACUCGAGUUGUCAUUCGACGAUGCGCACUGCUGCAAAAUCUACUGCACAUUGGAACACCACCGCUAUGGCUGGGACAUCUGUGGUGGGAGUGAUGGCAGGAAGUGCAGCGCCGGGGCUGGUUGCAGCGGCCAAUGCUUCAUUGAUGGCGUCGCUCACGCAAGAAGAACUUGGUGAGAUGCGAGAGUACAGUAAACUGCUGCAGUUUCGCGACCGGAUCAUCAGCGGCACGCAUCCUCGCAUCAAACCAUCGCAUUUACCAGGGAAAGCCGCGCAGGCCCAGAGACCGCCCUCAGCACCUGAUUCUUUCACUCCCGCAAUGCCCCCGCCUUCGCAGUCAGCCGCCGCAAAAGGCGCCGUAAACAGCGGUCGCCCAGUAGUUGACAAUUUUCAGUCUUACCAGGCAAACCAACAACGGGCACAAGUAACCAUGCCUCCUACUGUUCCUGGCUUGGGAACACUGUCGGGCGCAUCUGGAAAGCCAGAGAUCAAUCCCGUCCUCUUGGAGAAGUCGGACGACUUGAUCAAGGCCGAGAUUCAGUUGCAGCGACAGCGAGUGGAACGCGGCCUGAAGGAACAGCUAGAGCAGCGCCGGACGGCCAACAAGGCGUCGGAGCAGCUGGCCGAACUUGAUGUCGCCGACAUCAUGGCGAAAGCCAUGUCGCUAGUUCACGCGACUCCUCCUGUCCAGCCCGCUGACGACACAGCUGCUAAUGCCUCAGCAUCCAACGACUCGGCCGACGAUGACACCUUCUACUCGAGCCGCCACGAUACUCCCGAAUCCAACAUGGCAUCCCGACUGCCCAAUGAGUCCGAAGAGGAAGAAAUGAAAGAGGGCUCGCCGUAUGAGCCCGUGCUCGAUCUUGAGCCCGUCAUUCCAGUACAAGGCCAGCGCGCUCCGUUGCCUGCACAACAGGCAGAACCCAACGGUUCUAGUUCACAGCCCAAACAACUUCUUAAUCUUCCCGUAUCGGUCCAGGUAGCUCCGGCUGCUGCCAUCUCCGUACCUGGUCUGUCGCUUGCCGCCAGUAGUUCUGCGGGGUUGUACCAACCUCAACUGCCAGAGGUUUCGGGCGCCGCGCAAAGCAGUUCGGGGAGUCUCUCGGAGGACUUGGGCAAAACGAAGAGCGCACAUGAUGUUGCGAGAAACGAGCGAUUGCUCGAGCAAGCCCAGGCUCGCGAACCUCCUGUUGUCCGUGGCCAUAACCUCUCUCCUCUUGCUCCGCAGCCGACCCAUGUUGUACAACCGGCCGUCGCAAGGGAGCCGCAGCUGGGUCCUUCUGAACCAGGCGGCAGGCCUCAAGCAGCCCCUGCGCAGGUCACUGCCCUGAGGAAGCGGAGCUCCAACGGCUCGAGCCCAGAGAGCUCUCCUCAUGGUAGCAAAUCGGAAAAGAAGAAGAACAAGAAGAAGAAGAGAAAGGCUGACCGGGCUGCUGCUGAGACUGCCGCGUCACCAUACAUCAAGCCAGAACCUCGCUCCCCUUCGCCCCUAACCCCUCAGUAUGCUCGCCCGCACAAGCGCCAGCGGUACUCGCAACAGCAGCCUCUAGAAAUUCACGAUGACGAGCCUAGGUAUGAACAGCCACGGCGAGUUGAGGAAGGCUAUCAAGAACGCUACCAGCCCAGGAUUGUCCGGCAGGAACGGGUUGUAGGUUACGAGAGGGCCGAUGAUUAUCGCCCUCGUGACGGCGAGGAGCCCAUCCUCAUCGCGUCCCCGAAAUAUGAGAGGGUCUACUACGAUGACUACAGACCGCCGCCCGCCAGCGGUUACCCAACCGGGCCGGAGUCAGCCCAGUACGUCCCUAGGGAAGUGCGUACCGUGCAACCUGCGCCCCGCCUUGUCGAAGGUCCCUGCGAAAAGGUUGCUACUUACUAUCGUAACGCUCACGGUUUGUCGAGGGUGAGCGUGCGUCCUACCACGUACGCCGAGCGCUCGCAGUCGCCGGUUGGCUAUGAGCGGCCCCCCGCUGCAGCAAUGCCUCCUCCCCGAGCGCCGCCCCGUCGCAUUAUCGUCGAUGCCUUCGGCCGCGAGUACUUGGAGCCUGCUCGCCCAGCCACCGUCGUUAGAGAGGAGGUUGUGACGGAGCCCAGAGGUCCCUACGAGCGACUCCUGCCUCCGCGCUCCAUCUCUCGACGGCCCGAGCCGCUUGACGACGAUGUCGUCUUCUAUACCCCGUCAUCGCCGGCUUACGCAGCGCCCAGACGUGUCAUCACGCAGCCAGAGUACUUCUACCGCGAGCAACCCGGCCCAAGCAACUCCAUUGGCACUCCCUCAGCCGAGUACCUUCCGUCCCGGCCAGAGCCCGCGAGGGAAUACAUCCCUCGGGCCUCCAGUGUCCGCCCUGCCAGGGAAUCAGCCCACUACGACGCCGGCCUGCCAAGCCACGAACGGCUUCCGGUGCCCCUCGAUGACCGCCCACCGCCCCCGCCGCGUGAGUUCUACCGCGCCGCCAGCGCUCGCCCGACAGCAGCUGCACCCGAGGGAGCUCCAACAUUUGCCCGCUAUGAAGUCCCCAUCGCCUAUGAGCGCCGUCUCGGACCGGACGACCCCAGUCCCGUGUACCGGUCAGCCAGCGUGCGCCCUCACGCUCAAGGCACCAGCACCGCCGCCGCCCGGUAUGAAGCACAUCCUCCUCCCCCUGCGCUGAGAGAGUAUGAGUACGCUGGCCCGGCCAGGAGAGUGGAAUAUGUCCCUGGUCCUGCGCCCGGCCCUGCUCCUGAUUCUUCUCCGGCGGGUUAUCGUCCUCACCAUCAGUACCAUCAGCAGCAGCAUAAACAUCAGCAGGAGUCGAGAGAUGGAAGGAGGGAGACGAUGCCGCCUCCUCCGGCGCCGCUGGGAAGAGCGUAUAGUGUCAUGCCUGGUAGCGAACUUGGGCAGGCCGGCAGGGGGCCGGUGAUACCUGAAGAGAGAUAUUAUGGAAGGGCUCUGCCGCCGCAUCAGCAGCGGAGAGAGGACGAGGAAAUGAUGCAUUUGGAGAGCGAGUAUAUCUGAUGGGGUGGAAUGGGUGAUCUGUGUGGAGGCAGGUUUUUGAGGUUGCUGGUAGGGAGUGGGUGGGUUGACAGGACGGGGAAUGGGAGUGGAUAUUACUCCGCGGUAGUGUCUGGAGUGUCUUGCAUUGUGGUUAGCAGGUGGGGAUGGGAUGCAUGAGGCCUCAUGGGUUGUGCUGGUUGGGCUGGACUACCUAGACGUUUUACACGGGCCGGAAGUCAGUCACCUACGUAAGUUUCAAGCUUCUAUAUUGACCAAUACUCUUUCGUGAACCGCCUUUUGACACGAG
Molecule: messenger RNA, 3400 nt
Organism: Parathielavia appendiculata
Lineage: Eukaryota; Fungi; Ascomycota; Sordariomycetes; Sordariales; Chaetomiaceae
Exons: 1
Coding region: 190-3114 (974 amino acids)
Source: RefSeq, a predicted model, not a curated record